Cyprinodon variegatus (sheepshead minnow) is the source of this 1746-nucleotide messenger RNA. It is a transcript of the gene snupn, whose product is annotated as snurportin 1. Bases 93 to 1208 code for a protein of 371 amino acids. Gene Ontology annotation, cellular component: nucleus; cytoplasm. Gene Ontology annotation, biological process: protein import into nucleus; snRNA import into nucleus. The transcript has 9 exons. Gene Ontology annotation, molecular function: nuclear import signal receptor activity; protein binding. Lineage: Eukaryota; Metazoa; Chordata; Actinopteri; Cyprinodontiformes; Cyprinodontidae. The record is from RefSeq and is a predicted model, not a curated record.
AUAGUUUCGGCCAUCUGAAAUAUGCUCCUGAAAGCAACCUGAGGUAUAAGCAGCAGCAGCAGCAGCUAACCGGAAAGCAAGCAAUUGUUGCCAUGGAUGACCUGACUGCUGCCCUCUCAUCCAGCUUUGCUGUGUCCAAGGAGCCAAACAGCACAGCUGGCCCUCACCCUCGGCUGGCCCAGUACAAGAGCAAGUACAGCGUGCUGGAGCAGAGUGAGCGACGGCAGCGGUUUCUUGACCUACAGAAAACCAAAAGGUUAAACUAUGUCAACCAUGCUCGGCGCUUGGCUGAUGGGGACUGGACGGGAGCAGACAGCGAUGGAGAGGACCAUGAGGUGGACAGACAAGAGAACGGGGAGGGAAGCACAGAGGACGAGGAGGCCAUGGAGAUAGAGAGGAAGAAGCUGCCCAAACAUUAUGCUAACCAGCUCAUGCUCUCAGAGUGGCUGGUGGACAUCCCAUCAGAUCUGGACUCUGACUGGCUAAUGGUGGUCUGUCCUGUGGGGAAAAGAUCUCUCAUCGUUGCCUCCAAAGGUUCCACUGCAGCGUACACUAAAAGUGGCUAUUGUGUGAACCGCUUCCCCUCUCUGCUGCCUGGUGGGAACAGACACAACUCGGCCAUGGGAAAAGACUACACAAUCUUGGACUGCAUUUACAGUGAGGUGGACAGAACGUUCUACAUCCUGGAUGUCAUGUGUUGGAGAGGUCACCCAGUCUACGACUGCCCAACCGAGUUCCGCUUCUACUGGCUGCAGUCGAAGGUCGAGGAGACGGAUGGCUUAUCGGAGAUCGCCAAACGCAACCCGUUUCGGUUUUUGAGCCUUCAAAGCACCGGCUGCACAGCAGAAGCCAUUCAGAAAGCCCUGGGAGCCGAGUAUAGCUUCAGUGUGGACGGACUUCUCUUCUAUCACCGGCAGACCCACUACACCCCGGGAAGCACCCCCCUGGUUGGUUGGCUGCGCCCUUACAUGGUCACUGACAUACUGGGGAUGGAGGUUCCUGUAGGACCCCUCACCACCAAGCCAGGGUACGCCAGCCAGCAGCUGGAGCAGAUCCUGAAGCAGAAAAAAGUCUCCAGUGAAGUGCGGCCUGCCAACAAAAGCGGUGGCUACGAGUUAGAGCACCUGUCCACUCCAAGUCAGGACAAUAAGGACACCUUGAACUUCUUGAAUCAGAAGCCAAUAAAGGAGACAACUAUGGAAAUCUGAGUUAAGAUGGAUUUCAAUUGUUAAAUGAGGGACCCUACAUGUUGGCAGCAAAUGGGAAGCUCUUAAGAAUGUCUCUUCAAAGACUAACUAUUGAUUUUAAUUAAUGCUCUGGAUCCCUUCAAAGUGCAGAUUAGUAGAGCCAUGCUGACAUGUACACCUUUUACCUCCAGAAGUUGAGUUAAAAUAUGCAGAACUUCAAACUUGUGGUCAAGAAAUUUCCUUCUGCAUUUUCAUCGCAGUUGAAUCGGGCAUCAAACUUUUCGUUACCAAAUGUGGGUUUGAGGGUUUCAAGCAACUGUUAAUCAACAGCAUAACAGGCAGUUUUAGCAGGUCAUUAGUUAAUCGUCAGUAAAUCAACAGUUGCUUGCUGUUGCUGUUCUUAAAGGUUCAGUGUCAGAGACUCAGUUGCUGAUUAUAGUCUGUUUUGAUGGUCUUUUAUGGUUCACUGUUGAAUUGAAAUGUUUUAAAUUUCACAUAUGCAAAUAAAUUCCUUUUUAUUGACUUUCACCAUUUUUCCAACAUCUUUUUUCUUUUAUUU